Molecule: messenger RNA, 2551 nt
Organism: Rhineura floridana
Lineage: Eukaryota; Metazoa; Chordata; Lepidosauria; Squamata; Rhineuridae
Gene: TADA2B
Product: transcriptional adaptor 2B
Exons: 2
Coding region: 856-2118 (420 amino acids)
Biological process (GO): regulation of transcription by RNA polymerase II; chromatin remodeling
Cellular component (GO): SAGA-type complex; nucleus
Molecular function (GO): zinc ion binding; chromatin binding; transcription coactivator activity
Source: RefSeq, a predicted model, not a curated record
GCUGCCGACGUCCAGCGAUGCCCCGCUCAAGCGCCGCUGCUCCAGCUCCCGCAGGCUGAGGCUGAUCCUGCGCCCCAGCUCCACGCCCACCUGCAGCGGCGGCGGCUCCAGCAGCUCCACCUCGGUGAAGGAGGCGCUGGUGGGCAGCUCGUCGCGCAGGGAGAUGUUCGAGGGCGCCUCCCUCACCACGCUCUCCACUAUGGCCGGAGGAGGAGCCGGACCCCCCUCGCCCUCCUCCUCCUCCUCUCCCUCCCCUCCUCCCGCGCCAUCGCUGGAGGCUGCUCCGUCUGGCGGCGGCGGCUCUUCCUCGUCCGCCGCCGUGCCCUCGCCCGCUUCCUCCGAUGCUGGUGGCUCUUCGGCGACUGGUUCCAUCCUCUCUCCUUCGCUCGCCAAUUCAGCAGCAGCAGCAACCUCUGCCGCCGCCUCCGCUACUGCUAGUGGCGCCUCCUCGGUACCAGUGGCGCGGGAAUCCUCCACGACUUCUGCCGUAGCCGCAUGCUCAGGCACCUCCGCUGGUUCGGUGGGAAUCGGCGGGACUGCCCCCUCCGCCUCCAUCAUCCUUUUUUCGCUUAUCCAACUUAGCGAUCUCUUGAUUUGGGUCCCCUUCCCAGUCCACCUGUUUCGUCCCGUUUCUAGGGCAACAAGACUUCACUUGCUCGAUCAAAGGCGAGGGAGGUUCGGUUGGAGGUUGCGAGGGAAACGCGUUCUAAGAGUCCAAGCUGAUUGGCCGUUCUCGCUUGGGGAACCCUCCGCGCCCACAGAGCUUUCUGGAGGCUAAUAGGGGGCGAGCAGCUUGCCCGUCGCGAUCUGUAACGUCAGCGCUGCGCCAGUUCUUUCCUUUGAAGGGGAAGCAAAAUGGCGGAGCUAGGAAAAAAGUAUUGCGUGUAUUGCUUGGCCGAGGUGAGCUCGCUCCGCUUCCGCUGCACCGAGUGUGCCGAUAUCGAGCUCUGUCCUGAGUGCUUCUCGGCAGGCGCUGAGAUUGGACCUCAUCGGCGCUGGCACGGCUACCAGCUGGUGGACGGCGGGCGCUUUACGCUCUGGGGUGCUGAGGCCGAGGGCGGUUGGAGCAGCCGUGAGGAGCAGCUCCUCCUGGACGCCAUUGAACAGUUCGGCUUCGGCAACUGGGAAGAUAUGGCUGCUCAUGUUGGAGCAUCACGAACACCUCAGGAAGUUAUGGAACACUAUGUAAGCAUGUAUAUACAUGGUAACCUUGGGAAAGCCUGCAUCCCUGACAUUAUUCCAAACAGAGUGACUGAUCACACCUGCCCAAGUGGUGGCCCACUUUCUCCUAGCUUAACCAUGCCUCUGCCACCUCUCGACAUAUCAGUGGCUGAACAACAACAACUGGGAUAUAUGCCACUUAGAGAUGAUUAUGAGAUUGAAUAUGACCAAGAUGCUGAGACCCUUAUUAGUGGCCUUUCAGUAAACUAUGAUGAUGAUGAUGUGGAAAUAGAAUUAAAAAGAGCUCAUGUAGACAUGUACGUAAGAAAACUGAAGGAAAGGCAGAGACGAAAGAACAUUGCCCGUGACUACAACCUGGUCCCUGCUUUUUUAGGCAAGGAUAGAAGAGACAAAGAAAAACCUUCAAAACGCAAGAUCACAAAAGAAGAAAAAGAACUGAGGUUAAAAUUGAGGUCUCUCUAUCAGUUUAUGUCUUGCAAGGAGUUUGAUGAUUUCUUUGAAAACUUGCACAAGGAGAAGAUACUUCGAACCAAGAUUAGGGAACUACAGCGGUAUCGGAGGAAUGGUAUAACAAAAAUGGAAGAAUCUGCAGAAUAUGAAGCAGCUAGACACAAACGAGAGAAAAGGAAAGAAAAUAAAAAUAUUGGUACUACUAAGAGGGGAAAAGAAGAUGGUAAAGAUGGGGAAUUUGCUGCAAUUGAAAACCUACCUGGAUUUGAACUGUUAUCUGACCGAGAGAAAGUACUCUGUAGCUCUAUUAACCUGAGUCCAGCACGUUAUGUGACUGUUAAAACCAUUAUCAUUAAAGAUCAUCUCCAAAAAAGGCAGGGCAUUCCGUCAAAAAGUCGCCUUCCUAGUUACUUAGAUAAGGUACUAAAGAAAAGAAUUUUGAACUUCUUAACUGAAAGCGGUUGGAUAUCCAGAGAUGCUUCUUGAAUCUUGUUCUGUCUGCUUUGAAAUAGCAUCAGUAUGAACAAAUAGUCUGUUUACUUGCGUCCCUUUUUCUUAAAACAGGAUUUUUCUAGUAAGAGCUUAAAAUCCUCAACUGGAUUCUUCUGUAUUGAAUCAUGCAAAUACUAAAUCCCACUUUGUGAUCCGCACAACUUCCUUGGGGGAGGAAGUCAUCUUCGAAAAAUAUUGUGGGACAGGUGACUCACUUAACUUUGACUAGUAUAGCAAAUGUGAUAGUAGUUACUGAGCGCCACCUGUGCUAUACAAGCUAUUUGUAUAGACUGAGGGUGAAAAACUUGAGCUUGUGUUAUGGACAUAGUGCUGGGUGAGGCUGCAAUCCUCUGCACACUUCACUUGGGGAGUAAAUCUGACUAAAUUCAGUAGAACUUCGCUGUCAAGUAAACUUGCAUAGGAUUAG